Messenger RNA from Nakaseomyces glabratus, 3597 nucleotides. It is a transcript of the gene HER1, whose product is annotated as Her1p. Lineage: Eukaryota; Fungi; Ascomycota; Saccharomycetes; Saccharomycetales; Saccharomycetaceae. The record is from RefSeq and is a predicted model, not a curated record.
AUGGCUUCGAUUGAAGUGCUCAAGAACCAGGUAGAUGUGCAGAUAGAGUGGCUGUACAAGGGGAAGAAGCGCAAGCUGCCCAAGGCAGGGAGUGUGGAUCCCAUGCGCAGCGAUCCCAUGGACGGGAACAGGCUCGGGAGGAGGGCUACGAUCUCUGUGCGGGAGACCAUGCCAGAGGGCGUGGCGAGGAGGCGACCCAGGUCUAGCUCAAUCUCAAACGGUGACCUCUCGAAUGACAAAAGUGCGCAACGGGAGGCGCCCGCUACGGAUUACUCAAGGAGGCACAGCGUGUCCCACAGCGAGAAGGAGAAGAAGAAAUCCAUAUUUGGGUCACUAUUCGGUAAGAAGAGCGACAGUACUGAUAAGAAACCCCCACAGUCGAGUGCGAAGUCACCCGUGUCGGUGAAAACCAGUACUUCCUCUGCGUCCCCAACCGCUUCUGUACCAAUUAACAUCAACGUCAACCGUGAAAAGCCUAAAUCCCACGAACCGAAGUCUCCUAGCUCACCACUUAGAUUAUUUCAUUUUGGACAGUCCAAUUCUGAGAGUCACGCGGCUCCAAUCUCAAGGGGCUCGCCUUCUCCCUCCAUGGAUCCACUCGAUGAAAGAAUUGAAAGCUCAAAACAUCACCAUAGUCAUCAUGACCAAGGGCAAAGCAGAGACAAAGAAUCGAUUGAAAAAUUGAAUAAAAUUGACUUGAAGAGAGUCUCUUUUGCCUUGGACAAAUUCCAUCAUGAACCAGCACAACAGCUUCCUUCCAGGAAACCCAAGAUGGGAGAUAUCGUGGUGCCUGAAGACAUGAUCAGCGAAGAACCUAAGAUAUCUGUAGGUAUUACUACGACUUCAGAUAAUAAAGCCUCUUCUGCCCCAAAACGUAAAUAUAGCAAGGAUUCACAGGAGUACAAAAUGGUUUUGGAAAACUACAAGAGGUUGCAGAAAGAGUCAGAGAGGCAGCAACUAGAAGCUCAUCGAGUAGCUGAGAGAAUUGCCAACGAGGUGACUGGUUAUAGAAUUAGAUCUGGCUCCCUUUUUGAAGCGGCACAUAACGCUGUUGUUAACAAAGUUUUGAGCCCUUCAAGUCCAACUGAAGCGUCUGUGAUCGACUCUGAUCCCACUGUUGCUCUUGACUCGCGUGUAGCUGAACUGACAAUUGAUAAACCUAUACAUGCUCACGAAACUUUUUUUGAGACAGAAGGUUAUGACUCUUCGACGUCUCAGGUAAACUCAAACCCUGAUCUACAUCAACAUCAUCAUGAGCUACCUUUGGAUGUUGUAUACACAAGAUGUUGUCAUCUAAGAGAAAUAUUGCCUAUUCCAUCAACUUUAAGGCAAGUAAAAGGUAAGACUGCUCCCUUACAAACUCUUAAGUUUUUGAAUCCUAAACCUACACUCAUUGAUAUUCUUUCUUUCUGUGAUUUUAUUUCAAUUACGCCUAUUCAAGUUGUUGUUUUUGAUAAUGUUGCACUAAAUUCAGAUAUGAUCCAAAUUGUAUUGUCCUCUUUAAUUAACUCAAAAUCCAUAGAAAAGCUGGGCAUUCGUAAUGUUGUUUUAAGUUCCAAGGACUGGGAGAUGCUUUGUAAAUUUUUAUUGGUUAACAAGUCCAUUAUUCGCCUCGAUCUUUCCCAGACAAAGAUUAAGCCUGAUCUACCCGCAGAAUGUUAUCGCCAUAAUAUGAACUGGAAAUUGUUCUGCAAUGUAUUACGUGAACGCACUGGGAGACCUUUAGAAGAGUUGUUGUUGAAUGGUGUCCAUUUUGAUGAAAUGAGUUUUGAUGACUAUCAAGAUUUGUUGCUAACUUUUGCUAGUAAAAAUUCAAGUCCAAAUAAAAGACUUGGUAUGGCAGCUGCAUCUUUCUCAGAAAAAUGUAUGUCAUUUCUAUUUGAUGUUAUUUCUCAAUUCAGUGUUCAAGGUGUUGACUUGGGAUUUAAUGAAUUGGAGCCUUAUAUCCAUAUUAUCAUUGACAAACUUUCAACGUUACCUUACAAUAACUUGGAAUAUUUCACACUAAACAGCUCUUCGUUUUCAUGUACUCAAAAUAUUGGAUCGUUGUUGAAGUACCUGUCUAGGCUUCCUAAUUUAAGAUUUUUGGAUAUGAGUAACAUACCAGAGAUGUUUCCUUCGGUAUUUGCAUAUCUCUACAAGUAUUUGCCUUUAUUUCCAUCUCUUCAGAGAAUACACUUUGAUUCAAAUUGUUUGACAUAUAAACAAUGUAUCAUGCUUUGUGAGAUACUGCAAAAAUGUCCCAAACUGGCACAUGUUUCAAUGAAAAACGAACUCACAUACCCUGAAGCUAUCAAGGAUCAAGAGAAGGAAGAUGGAUCGGAUGAUAAAUCAACGAAAGAAUUUGCAGCCCGGACUUUAGGAGCAACAUUGUAUGGAUUUUGUAGAGAUAGAUCAACCUUAUUGGGUUUGGACGUUGAUUAUGGUGAUAUAUCAGAUGAAAUUCAAUCUAGAAUAGCAGUAACAUUGAUGAUUAACAUGAAAAAAACUAUUGAUUCAAACUUUUCUCAGGAUGAAGUAACAUCACAAGAUGAUUUGUUGUUUGAUGGUAAAGUCAUUUCUGAAAACGCAGAAGGAAUAUUGCAUCGUUUGACUAGUAAUUUGGGAGACCAAUCAGAUCCAACAAAAAUGUAUUUACUAAAGAAAUUUGUUGAGAAGAUUGAAAGUUUACAUUAUGAAGUCCAAAAGAAGAUCGAUAUUAUGUUUGAGAAACGAGAAACUGGUACAUUACCAUUAAAAGAGAAGGAAAACUUGUUAAGAUUAGUUUUGCUAGAAAAAAAUUUAUCCAACAUAAUGCAACUAUUUGCAUCAACUUCGUCAAUGAAAAUUAUGGAGACCCCUGAAGCCGAAUUGAUUGGAAAGGCCAAUUUUGCCGAUGACAGUAACGACAGCGCUGAUGAAAAAAAUAACUCCACUAAUACGAGUCACAUCCGUCCAUUCCUAAAACACUUGGAUUCUGAUAGGAUAUUUGGGUUUGCUAGUCACCAUUCACCUAAGUCCCCAGAUGUGGAUGCUAGUCAAAUACCACAUUCUAUGGCUACCGAAUCAGGAAAGGUUGUGGAUGCGACAACUGGUAAAGCGCUACUUUAUAAAACCUCAUCAAGUACUUCCUUGUUAGUUAAGAAGCAGGAGCAUGAAGAAGGUGAAUUCCAUAAGUGGGGUUUUUUUGUUCACCAGAAGGGGACUACUAAUCCUGAUACCGAUGAUAAGAAAAGUGGACCUGAAAAAACUCCUAAUGUAUCGGAAAACACUAAUGCACCAGAAAGAGUUACUGUGCCAAAAAUACAAACUGUGCCUUCAGGUAAUGAAUUAAGAGAAGCUAUUAUCAAGGCUAAAGGUAUUGAUAGUAUCGAGGAUCUAAUAAAGAAAGUUAGUAAGGAUGAUCAUGGUUUGAAGAAAAUCUAUGGUGAGUCCUUGAAACCGUUCCCCAUUUUGGGAGCUCAAGAUGUGGACUAUACUUCACGCAACGCAUCUGAGGGUAAUACCGAAGCUUCUGGAAGAUCAACUUCUACCGAUUCUAAAACGGAUGAAUUGGUGACAGAGAAGUAUGAUGAGCUAUUAAACUCUAUAUCACAAAAGAGAACUAGCAAGCAAUGA